GGGCUGGCACUUUCUAUGGCAUUCGCGGUAGUGGCAGAUCCGAAGCUGGCUGUGAACAGAUGGAGUGGUUGUGCUGAGGUGAUAUCUGGCAGCCCUUUCCCCUUCUACUUUGAACCGUGUGCCACUGCUGAGUGGGAAGUGCUGCUCGACAGAGACGGAGUGCAACUAGCACAAGAAGCACAAGAAACGCAAGAAGCGCAAGAAGCACUGCAGAGUGCCGCAAGGGCCGCAAGUCCUCCCAGUCGCGCCAAAUCUUCGGUGAAUUUGUCGGAGAUCACAGCCGAUCUGAAGCUCCCCGAGGCUGAGAAUCUUUUGGGCUGCACAGAGCACAAAUUGAACUUCGGUGGGAGCAUUGUGCUACUCCAAAGAGGAGGUUGUUACUUUUCGUGGAAGGUGCUACUUGCGGAAGCAGCAGGAGCUGGAGCCGUCCUCAUCUUUGAUACUGCACCAUUCCAGGUAACUGCCAUCCUUGCAGUUCCAGGGCCAUUUGAAAAUCCCAGGAUUCCUGGCUAUUUGAUCUCGCGUUCUCAAGGUGAAGAACUGCUUAAAAGGUUGGAUGGUGGAGAAGAGAUCCAAAUCCUGUGCAGUUGGAGUGCUGUCGAUGUGUGGUUUAAUCUUCCAGAGCAUUCUCUCGAAUUAAACGACAGUAUCAUCUUGCACAACUAUGGCGACGAAGACAUGCCAUGGGUUGUUGAUAUGAUUGACAACAAUGCCAGCUUCGAGACUGACCCGUUCUACUCAGCGCGUGUGUUUGGACCCGACCACGCAACAACUUUCAACGGAACGGAGAUGAAGAAUAUCACAGUUUUUAAUUCGUCCGCGCUGGACGAUGACUUCCAUCUCCUCAAGCUGCCAUUUCGAUUCCCCCAUUAUCUCCAAUUUAAAGACAAAGUCUUUGUGUCUGCAAAUGGCGUUUUGGUGUUUGAUCCUGUCUUCUCCAACAUCGUUGGUUCAAUCGCCGACUCUGUUGCUCCUACAGCCCUCAUUGCACCGCUGUGGGCCGAUUUGUUUGGUGGCGCUAUUACUGGACAAGGUGACUCGCGACGCUUGGUUCUACGCUUUGAAGGCUUCUGGUUGAAACCAACAGGUCUUUUGACAGAGCCUUCAGGUCCCUUCACCUUUGACGUGUGGUUGUUUGAUGAUGGUGAGAUCCAUAUCCAUUGGGAAACUUUCCCUCACAGUGGCUGGCUGGAACUGGUGGAGAUUGGCCUGGAACCUGGCAGUGGAGCUAAAGCACUGCCGCUCAAAGAGUGGGGACUCCAAGUCGAUACUCAAAACACUCCAAACGAGACUCAAAGCACUCCAAAUCUGACAGAUUUCACAGACCCUUUCAGAUCCAGAUCUCUCAGCGCAGUUCUGGUGCCAUGGGUGAAACUUUCGAGAAGUACCGAUGCAUUGCCUCCAAAUCAAUUCCUCACGUUGAACAUGACGCUGCCAAAGACUCCCUCUGAAACCACUGCCUGGCUCUUUUUCUAUGCACGAAAAAGUCUGGGCACUUGGCAUCCACGACGAAACGUGCGACUCCUCCAACGCACCUUUCGGCACGUGUGGGUUCUCAGUGGCUGGGACGGUGGCUUGCACAGUGGGAGCUGUGCCGCCAAUGGCUUGGUCCGACGCAGGACUCGUCGAUGUGUUGGAAGUGACGGAGCGGAGUACGAUGAGAGCUACUGCAUUGGCAGCUGCGAAGACAUCACAUUGGAGCAGAAUUUUGAUUAUCCAGUCAGGCACGUGUGGAAAGAUGGCUACAAUAAUCGAUGUGAGGACUACCGAGCUUUGUCUUUUUGCAACGAGACUGGCUAUGGACCCAAAUGGCAAAGUUGGUGGGGAAGAUUCGAAGACUGGGUUUCAGGUGGCCCUGGUGCCGGUGAAGCCUGUUGUCUUUGUGGUGGAGGCCGUGUAUCUGAACCUUCUGGAGCCUCUGGAGCCUCUGGAGCUCCAGUUUUGUCUGAGAAGUGUCCCAGUGUGAAGUGCCCCGUCAACUCAGUGGGCGUCGAUGUGCUGAGUGGAUGCAGUUGCCAAGCUGGUUUUGAAGGAGAGGUGAUACCUUCCGACCAAUCUCCAUAUUUCCGAGGACAAUGUUCUCCAGUCGCCUGCCCACUUCAUUCAUUUGGAGAACACGUAGCUGACGGCUGUGUUUGUGACGCGGGCUACAUAGGUAGCAUCAUCCCGUCCAAGGCAGAACCUUUCUUCAUAGGCAGCUGUAGGGAAGCGUCGACAAGUGCAAGCAGCUCCGUCACGGCCACAAGGACUGGAACAAGAACCUCCACUGCCUCCACUUCAACUACCUCUUUGCAUUCGUUGCAUGAGUUCACUACAGGCAUUCCAUACACUUCAGCGAGACAUGAAACUGUGAGCUCAACUACCUCCUCAAUAUCUACCAGCACAGAAAGCACAGCAAGAACUAUGUACAUGGGAACGUUUCCAGAGAGACGAAGUGUCCAAGUCUCAGCAACUGCUACCACGACGAGCGAAAGUCCACUCAGCACAAUUGACUUUUGGACAUCGACUUCGUUCGCGUCGUUCGCGUCGUUCACCUUCACAUCGAGUUCCUCAAGUUCAACUGAUUCCAUGGCAAAUAGUCCCACCUCGGAAAGCCAGACCAGCACCGAAGCCAAUCUGCCAUUUCCAGCACUCGACAACUCAACGCAGACGAAGUCAAGCACUGGGACAACAACUACAAGAACUAUCACGGUUGGAAACAGAUCGACUUCGUCCACCCCUACAACCAUUACCGCGCUGAGUCCAGAAGAUUCAGAGUACCGACAGACACAUCCGCAAAGCUCUUCAACAUCUACAGCUCAAUCAGCCCAAUCUACCCAGAGUCAGACAAGCACCCUGACGUUUCCUACUGCAGGAUUUUCCAGUGCUUUCACAACAUCAACCAGCUCGACAUCCACGACAUUUCAAACAUUUACGACAUCAAAGGUGGAAACGAUGGAGCUUGUGAACGAAGCAGGUGCUAAUGUAGAGCUUUCUGGAGCCUAUGAACCACCCAAAGCAGCCUUUGCCUCCACAAGCCGCAAGGUUGCAGCAAUGGUGACUCAAGGCUCAGAUGGAGGGCCUUCGACAUCAGCGCUGAUUUUGCUUCUGCUCAUUUCGACGCCUUGCUUCGCGUGCCUUUGUGGUGCAGGUCGACACUUGCUUGCAAGAAAGGCCAAAUCGGCGGCUGUGCACCCGGAGCCCCCGGAGCCUUCCGAGCCAAACCCAGCGUCAAAACCCUCGGAACCGUCAGAACCGCACGUGCGAAUCGUGCGAAUCGUGCGUCCUGAUUGGGAUGCACCGGAUGCACCGGAUGCACCUGGCCGACAUUGUGCUCCUGUAACUGUGCGUGCGGCAGUGCAUGCAGAGAAGAAGCGCUCUGAUCAUGUAGAAAUAUCAGACAUGUGAAGUUCCGAUCUUUCACCUUGAACAAUCCUCGCGGAAGGGAAUCGUGGCAGCUUGAAAUGACAGCUAUGGCUCAAGAAGGGCUUAAGCGGCUUAAGCCGAGUGAAACAGCAAACAUCACACCUCAUUUUCUUAGCAUCAAAGCCGUGCAGUUUUGAGCCAUCGCCCAAUUGAUUGAUUUUGCUGGCAAAACCCAGCUCUUGGCAAAUGUUCAUUUAAAAGCCACCCCCAGUUUGGAUGGCGUGGGAAUCUCAGCCUGUCAAAGACGCAGGUCCGCCAAUGUUCCUUGCCUUGUUUGCUCCUCCCCUUGCCUCAAAAGACUAACAAUUUCAGAAGCAAACAAACUUGUGUCAGUUGUGUAUAGCCUAGCUCACAAACUUUGAACAUGUUUCGAUCGCUGUCCAGUGAAAAGUCGAGCAUUUUGGUACUGGCAAAGCACAUGCCAGAAUGACUCGUAAGAGAAUGAAGCAGAAGGGAAAGAGAGCAACAUGCGUGGUUUGUUAGACAUCCUUGAAUCAUCUUGAAUCAAUUCAGUCAUGCAAGACCAAUUUGGGAGAAAAUGCAAAGCCAGAACCCUCAGUGUUGAAAAUGAGGACACUCGCCUGUACACAACCUCCACUCCCACCCCAGCUAACAACUCUGCAGUUUUUAAAUCAUGG
Cladocopium goreaui is the source of this 4043-nucleotide messenger RNA. The record is from the annotation of a GenBank genome assembly. NCBI's taxonomy places the organism in Eukaryota, Dinophyceae, Suessiales, Symbiodiniaceae.